Messenger RNA from Durusdinium trenchii, 1122 nucleotides. Lineage: Eukaryota; Dinophyceae; Suessiales; Symbiodiniaceae. The record is from the annotation of a GenBank genome assembly.
AUGCUGCUGCUGCUGGCGGGAUGCUUCGCCUUGGCCGGAUGGAGAAUCACAGCCUCCGUGCUGGCCAUUUGGGGCCUUCACCGCCUCCUGCACUGGUGGCGUGGGAUCUCCAUUUUCAUCGAUGGAAUGCAAGUCUACGGAAAAGCUAAGCCAAAGAGCUUCAAGGACUCCGCUUCUCAUUCCUCACCGCGACGGAAAGGCCGGGCUUCUGAACGCACAGAGGGCUUCAUGACGCCGAAGUCAGAAGCCUCGGAGGACUUCGUGGAAUGGGCACCAUUUUGGCCUUCGUUGCCGUGCGGUCCAUGUGCCGAAGGAAGCACGUCACCAUUCGCUGAACUUCCAAGUGAAGCUGAGGUUCAGCCCUAUUGGCUACAGUGUGACGCCUUCGUAUUUGAUGUGCGAAACAUUGGCUACAAGCACAGCAGGGAGAAAAUUCCAUCACAGUUCGCCCUGUACGAGUGCGUUGGAAUGGACAUUGUGCGUGAUCAUCGAAGGAUUGACUGCAUCAUGGAUCGCUGGGAUUCAGGAGACUUGCCUGCGAAUUGGCCUGGCGCAAGGUGGGAGCAAUCCUGGAAAGUGCCGCGUGUUUUAGUUUUCAACUGCCAGGUGCCAUACACUGCAGGGAAGAUCUUUGGAUCAUACCCUGAUGAGGAUGGUGGCUUUAGCAUUCUCAACUACUUCGUGCUGUCACGAGAGGCCUCUGCCCUGUUGGCCUCCAAUGCUGCGACGCCGGCACUUCAGCUUUGGAAGAGAUUCGUUGAAGAAGGGGUCUCCACUAAGGAAGGCAUUUCGCUCAAGGUGGUUGGUCGUGUCGAGGACCUCGACAAGCAUGAAGUCCCCGAGUCAUUCAAGCGUUUCAACAACAAACCAGUUUUGCUGACGAGAAGCGCAACUGUGUACAAGAAGCGGCUGCCUGAGAUGUUGGAGAUCGACUUCGAUGUACGCAACUGGAACUACCCCACCCGGGCCGCCAUGGUCUCCUACCACCAUCGUGCCAGAGAGGCUGAAGUGGAGAUCGGAUAUUUGCUUGAGGGCAAGGCUGAUGAUGAGCUCCCAGAACAGAUAUUGGGCUGCUUUACAGUGAACAACAUGGACAUCAUGGCAGCAAGAUGGUUGACCUGA